AUGGAUCGGAAUACUUCAACUAGCAGCGACAAAACACUUGCUGCUCAGGAGGAGGUGAAACCUCGAUCAGAAUCCAAUUCCGCAGGUACCAGCGCUUCUUCUCAACCAGACAGAAAGGAUGAUUCCGCUGCGAAUCACAGUGCUUCAAAUGAAUCUGAAAAUGAUCGAAAUGACACCCAGCUCAGUGAUACAGUACUUAGUCGUACGCUCACCCAAAGGAAAAGUCAUGCAUCGGGUUACGGCGAAGAAUGGUCACAGAUAGAAAAGUUGAUUUCACGAAUGUUCGGCCAUGAACGGAAGGCCAGUUCUGAAGAAGAAAAGACACGACACGCAGGGGUAGUCUGGAAAAACUUGACAGUGAAAGGAUUGGGUCUUGGAGCUGCCCUCCAGCCGACCAAUGGUGAUAUCUUUCUUGCCAUACCGCGGCUUAUCAAGAAGCUGUUCACCCGUGGCAGGAAGGGUGCUGGGUUAGGGAAAGCUGGAAUUCGAACUAUCUUGGAUGACUUCACAGGCUGUGUUCGUCCUGGAGAAAUGCUCCUUGUUCUUGGUCGGCCUGGCUCGGGAUGUUCUACCUUCUUGAAAGUCAUUGGUAACCAACGAUAUGGAUAUGAAAGCAUUGAUGGUGAUGUCCUAUACGGGGGCACAGACUCAGAUACUAUGGGGAAAAAUUAUCGUUCCGAAGUUUCCUAUAAUCCGGAGGAUGAUCUCCACUAUGCUACAUUAACUGUGCGAGAAACUCUGCUAUUUGCACUCAAAACUCGCACUCCAGAUAAAGAGUCUCGGAUUCCUGGCGAAAGCCGAAAAGAUUAUCAGCAAACCUUUUUGUCCGCAAUUGCCAAAUUGUUCUGGAUUGAACAUGCCAUGGGAACCAGAGUUGGAAAUGAACUCAUUCGAGGAAUUUCAGGAGGAGAGAAGAAGCGUGUCUCAAUCGGGGAGGCUAUGGUUACCAAGGCCAGUACCCAAUGCUGGGAUAACUCCACGAGAGGACUCGAUGCGAGUACUGCAUUGGAAUAUGUGCAAAGUUUACGAAGCUUAACCAACACCGCCAACGUUGCUACCUUAGUCGCCCUUUAUCAGGCUUCUGAAAAUUUGUUUAACCUUUUCGACAAAGUUGUGCUUAUCGAAGAUGGAAAAUGCGCCUUCUUUGGCCGCUCAGAUGAUGCAAAGUCCUACUUCGAGCAACUGGGAUUUGAAUGCCCGCCACGGUGGACAACACCGGACUUUCUAACAUCAGUGAGCGAUCCAAAUGCAAGACGUGUCAGACCUGGAUGGGAAAAUCGGAUUCCUCGAACGGCAGAAGAGUUUCAGGCUAUAUACCGACAAAGUAACAUCGCCAAGGCCACAGUCGCGGACAUUCACGAUUUUGAGAGCGAAUUGAAAGCCAACGAACACGAAAAGGAAAUUUCGAGACAGAAUGUGAAGACAAAAAACUAUACAGUUUCGUUUUGGAAACAGGUGAUGAUCCUCACCCACCGUCAAUUCCUCGUGAUGUUUGGAGAUCGAGCAGCUCUGGCUGGCAAAUGGGGAGUUAUCACUUUCCAGGCCCUAAUUGUGGGCAGUUUGUUUUUUAAUCUGCCUAAUACAAGCUCUGGGGUUUUUACCCGAGGAGGCGUUAUGUUCUUCAUCCUCCUGUUCAACGCUCUGCUAGCACUUGCAGAACUUACGGCUGCUUUUCACAGCAGACCAAUUUUAAUGAAGCAUAAAAGCUUUUCCUUUUACCGCCCAGCAGCAUACGCCCUGGCGCAAGUCGUUGUGGAUGUUCCACUGGUGUUUAUCCAGGUUGUCAUCUUCGACGUAGUAGUAUACUUCAUGGCGAAUCUUGCUCGAACACCCUCUCAGUUUUUCAUCAAUCUGCUGUUCAUUUUCAUACUUACCAUGACAAUGUAUUCUUUCUUCCGUGCCCUAGGGGCGCUCUGUGGUUCAUUGGAUAUUGCUACUCGAAUUACUGGCGUCGCCAUUCAAGCAUUGAUCGUGUAUACAGGCUAUUUGAUUCCGCCAUGGAAGAUGCAUCCGUGGCUCAAAUGGCUUAUUUGGAUUAACCCAGUCCAAUACGCCUUUGAAGCCAUGAUGGCGAACGAGUUCUAUAAUUUUGACAUCAUAUGCGAAGCUCCCUAUAUUGUUCCUUCUGGACCAACGGCGAGCACUGGACAUCAAGGCUGUACAAUUCAAGGUAGUUCUCCCAACCAAUUAACGGUCCAGGGAUCCGACUACAUCGAGGCAGCCUACACAUACUCCCGAGCCCAUCUGUGGAGGAAUUUUGGCAUUAUUGUUGCUUGGUUUCUUCUCUUUGUCUUUUUAACUAUGCUUGGAAUGGAAAUUCAGAAGCCCAAUAAAGGUGGAAGCUCGGUAACGAUUUUCAAAAGAGGCCAGGCUCCCAAAGCAGUUGAAGAUGCUAUCGAGAAUUCAGGCCGAGCAUCGGAUGUGGAGUCCGCUGAAAAGGAGGUACCAGCAAAUCUGACUAAUGAGGAUGAUGAUGAAAAAGUGCAACAUAUCGCCAAAAAUACAUCGAUCUUCACAUGGCAGGAUGUGAACUAUACAAUACCUUACAAACGUGGACAACGCAAGUUAUUGCAGAAUGUGAGCGGUUAUGUCAAGCCUGGUCGACUCACAGCAUUGAUGGGCGCAUCGGGUGCAGGAAAAACCACCCUUCUCAAUGCACUCGCCCAGCGCAUCAAUUUUGGCGUGGUGACCGGCAGUUUUUUGGUUGAUGGGAAUCCCCUUCCGAGAAGCUUCCAACGCGCGACUGGCUUCGCUGAGCAAAUGGACAUACACGAACCGACAGCCACAGUACGCGAAUCACUAAGGUUCUCCGCUCUUUUACGACAGCCCAAAGAGGUUCCACUCAAAGAAAAAUAUGAAUACUGCGAAAAAGUGAUUGAUUUACUAGAGAUGCGAUCUAUGGCUGGUGCCACAGUCGGAUCUCCCGGCUCAGGUUUGACUCAAGAGCAGCGCAAGAGACUUACCAUUGGGGUGGAGCUGGCCAGUAAACCUGAGCUGCUACUGUUUCUCGAUGAACCUACAUCAGGGCUUGAUUCAUUGGCAGCAUUCAAUAUUGUUCGUUUUCUUCGAAAGCUGGCAGAUGCCGGUCAAGCUAUUCUUUGCACGAUUCACCAACCCUCGGCUGUCCUUUUUGAGGAGUUUGAUGAAUUGCUUCUGCUCCAGAGUGGCGGGCGGGUCGUCUACAAUGGUGCCCUGGGGUCAGACUCGAGGACCUUGAUUGACUAUUUUGAACGAAAUGGUGCAAGUAAAUGCUCGCCACAUGCAAAUCCAGCAGAGUACAUGCUCGAAGUCAUUGGAGCGGGAAACCCGGAGUACAAAGGUCAAGAUUGGGGUGAUACAUGGGCUUCCUCACCAGAGAGCAAAAGUCUCUCCACAGAGCUGGAGGAUAUUAUUCGCGCUCGUCGCGGAACGGAAAGCGAGAGCACCAAGGAUGACCGCGAAUAUGCCAUGCCCUUGCAUACCCAGAUCCUGGCUGUGACCAGGAGAGCUUUCGUAGCCUACUGGAGACUCCCGGACUAUAUCCUGGGCAAAUUCUUGCUUCACAUCUUCACUGGUCUUUUUAACACCUUCACGUUCUGGCACCUAGGCAAUAGCUACAUCGACAUGCAAUCGAGACUCUUCUCUGUCUUCAUGACACUCACAAUCUCACCACCACUAAUUCAGCAGCUUCAGCCACGCUACCUUCAUGCUCGCGGUCUUUAUGAGUCUCGCGAGUCAAACUCGAAGAUUUACUCCUGGACUGCUUUUGUUGUGAGCACAAUUCUACCCGAGCUGCCAUAUUCAAUUGUGGCAGGAUCCGUCUAUUUCAAUUGCUGGUAUUGGGGAGUGUGGUUCCCGCGUGACUCUUUCACCUCUGGUUAUACUUGGAUGAUGCUCAUGCUGUUUGAAUGCUUCUAUGUUGGCUUUGGGCAGUUCAUCGCAGCCUUUGCACCGAAUGAGCUAUUUGCCUCAUUGCUAGUGCCCACAUUCUUUACUUUCGUCGUCUCAUUUUGCGGCGUCAUUGUCCCAUAUGUCGCGCUACCCCACUUCUGGCAAUCCUGGAUGUACUGGCUUACCCCAUUCCAUUACCUUCUGGAAGGAUUCCUCGGUGUGGUAGUUCACAAUGUUCCUGUUCAUUGUGUUGAGCGAGAAGAAGCCCACUUCAGUCCACCGUCUGGACUGACCUGCCAGGAAUACGCAGGGAGUUAUGCCCAGACAGCUGGAGGUUAUGUCACUGACGCUGGAAAUGGAAUGUGUGCUUACUGUCAAUACGCUACAGGAGACCAAUUUGCCGCUGGCUUCAAUGUCUUCUAUUCACACAAGUGGCGGAAUUAUGGGAUAUUCUGGGCCUAUGUGAUCUUCAAUUUUGCGGUGGUCUUCCUAUUCUCCUGGUUGUAUCUCCACGGAGUUCGGGAUAUGAAACGGUGGUUUAGUGCACGCAAGACAAGGAAAGUAUCGGCUGUUUAA
This is a messenger RNA of Penicillium odoratum, 4446 nucleotides long. Its product is annotated as putative ABC transporter. Bases 1 to 4446 code for a protein of 1481 amino acids. Gene Ontology annotation, molecular function: ATP hydrolysis activity; ATP binding; ABC-type transporter activity. Gene Ontology annotation, cellular component: membrane. Gene Ontology annotation, biological process: transmembrane transport. NCBI's taxonomy places the organism in Eukaryota, Fungi, Ascomycota, Eurotiomycetes, Eurotiales, Aspergillaceae. The transcript is spliced from 16 exons. The record is from RefSeq and is a predicted model, not a curated record.